CUGCGAAUGAAUUUCAUUAACCACGAACCCUAUGAUGCCAGCUCCUUUGCCUAAUCAAAAUUCCAACUUCUUUCAGCUUUCUCUUCUUAAUAAUGACAUUCUUUUUGAAAUUCUGGCAAGGCUUGGCGCCAAAUCUCGUGGGAAGCUCUGCUGUGUUUCGAAAUCUUUCCGUUGCAUCAUAACCGACCCCAGUUUCGUCGAGUUUCACCGGAAUUGGUCCACGGCGGCUUCCCACGGCACAACCGUUCUCUUCUCUAUCCCGGCUCCCAACUUCAUUACCAAAAGCUCGCGGCAUGAGUACAUUCCCCGGCCCGAGGAUUUUUACACCGUAAAUUUCAAAUCCAAUGAAGAAAAUCAGCCCGGAAUCGGAAAGUUAGCGAAACGUGUUAGGCAUAUGGACAGAGUUUCCUGCUUCGGAGAUCUCCGGUAUGGAUCUUCCGCGGCAGAUCGGAUAUGUCUCUUCAAUGGCGAAGGAGUGGUCGUGAUUUGCAACCUCUGCACGGGACAACAGACGCCUCUCCCGCCAUCUCCCGCUUGGUCCGAGUCUCAGGCCGAGGGUUGUGCGCUUUUGGGGCUCGACGGCUCCUCGGACACAUUCAAGGUGUUGAAGCUGGAAGCUUGUUUCAGUGACUGCACGGUCAAGCAAUGGGUGCUCACCCUCGGCCUGGAUGCGACCUGGCGGGAGAUCAAGGGCUCUCUCCAAUUUUACCCUUAUUGUAGCUUCACCUCUGGUGUUUGCAUAAACAGCGUUAUCUAUUUCUAUAAUUUUGUGCGUUAUCAUCUCGGUGGGUGGAGCGCGGUAGACUGUGCCUUCCCCAUCGUGGCAUUCGAUGUUCGGUCUGAGACUUUCCGUCGGAUGCCUCUCCCUCCGAUCACAUAUGAAACGCCACGAUGGGGAAGUCUCCUAAAGUCCUCGUUCCUAGAAUUGGACGGUCAGUUGGCUAUACUUCUUCUCCGCAACAACAUGAUUUUUAUGUGGAAUUUAGACAUUGUGGCGAAUUCGGCAUCGUGCUGGAAGACGCACACUUUCCCCAUUCCCUCCGAGGUGGAGGCUGCGUUAGCGGUGGCCGGGGGUAAAUUUUCGUGCACUCUUACAACUACUCCCACAGGCGAAAUCGUGCUGCUAAUGCCGGAGGCGGGAAUUUCCUCUCUUUGGGUUUUAUUUGAUAAGUUCAAGCCCGCAAGCCGUGUUUGGAAGAAAUUUGGAAUCAAAGGACUUAAAGAUUUUCCUAAUCUUGUUAGCAACUCAUUCAAAGCUAUCAUGGUGCAAAACAUUGCUGAAGCUAUCUUUCACCUGGAAUAGGCCAAUUAUGUACGUAGUGAUAGAUAGUCUCGUUAGCUAGUUUUCCAAUUUUUGUUUCAAUUUAUCAUUAUGAAUUACUCCGUAUUUGUUAAUUUGUUAGAGUAAUUCUUUUUAAGUCAGAUUGGUUAAGAUAGAUGAUUGUAGGUAGGUUGACUGGAUGAAUUAUACAGAGUAGAUGUAGUCAUUUUUACAAAUAAAGAGUCUCCAUAGUG
This is a messenger RNA of Cuscuta epithymum, 1515 nucleotides long. The record is from the annotation of a GenBank genome assembly. Lineage: Eukaryota; Viridiplantae; Streptophyta; Magnoliopsida; Solanales; Convolvulaceae.